Molecule: messenger RNA, 907 nt
Organism: Anoplophora glabripennis (Asian longhorned beetle)
Lineage: Eukaryota; Metazoa; Arthropoda; Insecta; Coleoptera; Cerambycidae
Exons: 2
Coding region: 45-770 (241 amino acids)
Biological process (GO): regulation of transcription by RNA polymerase II
Cellular component (GO): transcription regulator complex; nucleus
Molecular function (GO): DNA binding
Source: RefSeq, a predicted model, not a curated record
UCGCGCGUUGCGUGUUUUAUUUUAACCGACUCGAGGAAUGCGCCAUGUUUAACAAGGAAAAAUUUAUCCAGUGCAUCCAAGAUCACCCCCCAAUAUGGAAGAAGAGCUGCAAGGGGUACAGUGAUCGUAAAUCAAGGGAGAAAAGUUGGCAUGUUAUCGGUGAAGUGAUGUUCGAUGAAUGGGAUGAAAUGUCUGAAGAGGAGAAGCAAGAUCAAGUGAAAGAGAUGAAAACCAAAUGGAGACAUAUGAGGGAUUCUUUCAGCAAAUACAUUAAUCAAGAGAGAAACGGAGAUCCUACUCUAAAGAAAAAGAAGUAUGUCUACGCCGACUCACUAUCAUUCUUACUACAAACUCUGUCCAAGCGAACGACGUCAAGGAAUGUUUCUCGAGAGAUAAAAGAAGAGUAUAAAAGCCAAUCCCCGCACGAAAAGAAUGAAAGCAGCGAAACAGAUGAAGAUGUAGUAGAGACUGUACGUACUAGCACUAAAGCAUCAGUUUUUAGGAAACCCAGUGCUCGAAAAUCGGAGACUUUCAAUGAUUUCGAACAGAAACUUCUGGAGAAAUUAGGUAAUCGAAAUACUCAAGAGGCAAGGGAAGAGAUUAGUGAAGAUUCGGAUAAGUCGUUUUUGAUGUCUAUUCUUGGAGACCUCAGAAAAUUAAAUGAUGAAGAAAAACUAGAUUUUCGAUUCCAUACCUUACAGUUCUUCCGUGAUAUCCAGCGUAAACGGAAGAUUCCACAACCUACUCUACAAGAUCAAUUCUCUGAUUAAGUACUCAAAUUUUCCAAUAAAUUUCACAGUUUUUCACUCCUUUUAUUUCACCAGAAUUAUCUUUGCACAUUUCUCCUAUAUAAUCUGUAAGCUCAAAGCCUUCUACAUGUUCUACAAAUAUUGUUUAUGAUAAUACU